GCGCUUUGCCUGAAAUCCACCACCGCCCCCAGCCAACCACCUCGCCGGAAAUCGAGAAAUCCACCGUCAGCCAGUUCGCACCUCCUCGCCCGGACCCUAACUCCAGCAUACUCUACAAUCCGGUCAGCCGCGCCGCCGCGCUGCUCUCCUAAGCUCUCCCCGCCACGCCCGAGCGGAGCCCGGCGGCCAAGAACCCUUCCUGGUCGGCGGGAAUGGCGAACAAGAAGUUGGCCCCGAACCGGGGCAAAGGUUCGGCGGCCAAGGAGGCGGGGGUGUCCGCGCUGCAGCUGGCGCGCUCACCGCCGCCAGGGACACGGCGCCGAGCGCCCCCUUUCGCCGCUGAGAACGCGGCGCCCGCCCUGGCGUCCGCCUCUUCCAAGAACAAGGCCCCAUCCCUGGACAAGAAGGCGUCCGCCUCUGCCAAGAACAAGGCGCCCGUCCCGGACAAGACCAAGGCGUCCGCCUCUUCCAAGAACAAGGCCCCCGUCCCGGACAAGACCAAGGCGUCCGCCUCUGCCAAGAACAAGGCGUCCGCUUCCGAUGAAGAUGAGGUGGCUGGACCGCCCCAGGACACAGCAUUGAGGAGAUUCAUCAACUUCCUGUGCGAGAAGGCGGCAUCCAUGCCGUGGAGGGGACUACUCGACGCCUUCUUGACUUGGGUGCACAGCAGGAGCAGCGCCGGCGGCAAGGCCCACUGAAGGUUCUGCCCAUCAGGAGCAUAGGGAGAAUAACACUCAGCAGCAGGUUUCACCUCAAC
Molecule: messenger RNA, 757 nt
Organism: Triticum aestivum (bread wheat)
Lineage: Eukaryota; Viridiplantae; Streptophyta; Magnoliopsida; Poales; Poaceae
Exons: 2
Coding region: 213-698 (161 amino acids)
Source: RefSeq, a predicted model, not a curated record